AUGUCGCUAGCUAGCUACAAUAAGACCAAGGCUGAAAUCUAUCCAACUGAUUACAAAAGAUUCGCACGACAGCCAAUUGAAGCCAAUCCCUCCCGUCCAAAUCUAGCAACAGUUUUGCUCUUCAUAGUUCUUUCGGCUGUGUUUCUGAUCCUUCCAAUCAUAUAUCUACUGAAUUGCUUCGAUAUCAUCUACGAGCACCAGAAUCUCAAGCACAAUCCUAUAGUGCAAAACGGCGAACGUUAUGAGCCCAGUGAAGAAAUUCAUAAGUUACUUGAAGAUAUGACCAAGCAUAACAGGCCAGUUAGAGGUUUGCCAUUGCCUCCCAGGCCUGAUUACGGACAAUGCAGGCUUUUAAAUAAUACUGAAAAGUUUGAUUGUUUUCCUGAAAACGGUGCCACUCAAGAUGGCUGUGAGGCCAGGGGCUGUUGCUGGAUACCUGCUAAAACUAAACCUAGAAGAAUAAAAAAUGCCCCCCUUGAUGUACCUUAUUGUUUUUAUCCUCCAAAUUAUGACACUUAUAAGUUCCUCAACAUAUCUGAGACUGCUUUUGGGCUUGUAGCUUUUAUUAAAAGGAACUAUAGAACAGCUUAUCCUAAUGAUGUUGAAGUAGUCAAGAUGAUUGUCAAAUAUGAAACAGAAAACAGGCUUCAUGUUAAAUUUGUUGAUCCAGUCAAUUUUAGAUAUGAACCUGCUUAUCCAGAAAUACCAUUGGUUGAUAGAGCUGCUCAAAAUUUGAAUUAUAUUUUCGAAUUUGACACUUUUAGGGCAGGUUUUAAGGUUGUAAGAAAAUCAGACAACACAACUAUUUUUGACUCCAAUAAUUUCCUAGACUUUAUUUUUGCUGACCAGUUUUUACAACUAAGCAGCAAAUUACCUUCAAAAUUGAUUUACGGUAUUGGAGAUCAUACUUCCAAUUUACUGUUAAACACCCAAUGGACUAGAUAUACUUUAUGGAAUCAUGAUAUGCCACCUGAAACAAAUAAAAACUUAUACGGUUCUCAUCCUUUUUAUUUAAGCAUGGAAAAUUCUAGUAAUACACAUGGAGUGUUUUUGCUUAACAGUAAUGCAAUGGAUAUUUUACUGCAGCCAACGCCUGCAAUAACUUUUCGUACAAUAGGAGGAGUUUUGGAUUUGUACUUUUUUAUGGGCCCUACACCAAGUGAAGUUGUAGCUCAGUAUACUGAUUUGGUUGGCAAGCCUUAUAUGCCACCCUAUUGGGGCCUUGGGUUCCAUCUGUGUAGGUUUGGCUAUAAAAGCUUGAAUAACACCAAAGAAAUAUUGGAAAAUAAUAUCAAUGCUGGCAUAUUCAUUGACACUCAAUGGAACGAUUUGGAUUAUAUGAACAAUAGUAAUGAUUUUACUUAUGACAGAGAAGCAUAUGAAGGACUUCCAGGAUUCGUUGAAGAGUUGCAUAAACGUGGAAUGCAUUAUAUUCCUCUAGUGGAUCCAGGAGUGAGUGCUGGAGAACUAUUAGGCACCUACCCUCCAUAUGAUAUUGGAAUUAAAAUGGAUAUUUUUGUUAAAAACUCAUCUGGUCAACCAUUUAUUGGUAAAGUCUGGAAUAGUCAUUCGACUGUUUGGCCAGAUUUCACUCACCCAAACACUGUAGACUAUUGGACGUUGAUGCUUAAGAAUUUCCAUAAACUAGUCCCAUUUGAUGGUGCCUGGAUUGACAUGAAUGAGCCUUCAAACUUUCUGUCUGGAUCUUUUAAUGGAUGCCCUAAAUCCAACUUGGAAAGCCCACCAUAUUUGCCUGCAGUCGAUGGAGGAGCUUUAAACUACAAAACAAUGUGCAUGACUGCAAAACAUUAUGCAGGAAUACACUAUAAUGUGCAUAAUUUGUAUGGGUUGACUGAAGCUAUUAUUACUAGUUUUGCUUUGGCAGAGAUUCGAGGUAAAAGGCCUAUGGUUAUUUCUAGAGCUACUUUUAGUGGUCACGGACAUUAUGCUGGGCAUUGGAGUGGAGAUGUUUACUCCAAUUGGAAUGAUUUAAAAAUGAGUAUUCCUCAUCUGCUUAGUUUUAGUUUGUAUGGGGUUCCUUUAAUGGGGGCGGAUAUAUGUGGUUUUAAUGGCAACUCAACUGCUUCUUUGUGCAACAGAUGGCAACAAUUGGGCGCUUUUUAUCCAUUUUCAAGAAACCAUAACACUGAUGAUGGAAUUCCUCAGGAUCCUGCUUCAAUGGGUGAACUUGUGGUGGCUUCUACAAGAAAAUCUCUUCAAGUUCGUUAUGCAUUGUUGCCAUAUUUGUACACGCUGUUCUUUAGAGCGCAUGUUUAUGGGGAUACAGUUGCCAGGCCUUUAUUUUUCGAGUUUUACAAAGAUUCUAAAACUUUGGCUAUUGAUACGCAGUUUUUGUGGGGAGGUGGCUUGAUGAUUGUACCAGUGCUAGAAGAAGGAGCUACUUCGGUUAAUGCGUAUUUGCCCCAAGCAAUUUGGUACGAUUACUACACGAAAUAUUAUAUAGAGAGCAAAGGAGAGUAUUUUAAUUUGACUGCCCCCUUGGACACUAUUCCAGUUUUUGUCAGAGGAGGCUAUAUUUUGCCUCAGCAGGAACCCAAACAGACUACUACUGAGAGUAGGAAGACCAAAAUUCAGUUGUUGGUGGCCCCUGAUGAAAUUGGUGCAGCUUACGCUCUAUCCUCCAUCUAUCAUCUUACAGAUACAGUUGAAGAAAAACGUUAUUCAUUCAUUGACUUCAACCUGGAAAAUGGCACUUUACGCACUGAAACUAUCAACUGGGCCGAAGAAUAUCCUCCAAAUUUGGGCUCAAUCACAGUCUUAGGCAUUCAGAAACCUGUCACUCAAGUGAUAGUGAACACUGAGUCGCUUGCCUUCAAAUUCGAUACUGUUCACAAGUAUCUAGUCAUUGACAAUCUGAAUAUUAGCUUCGAGAAGCAGAUAGUGGUUUCCUGGAAAGUCAACAUGCCGUGGGAUUUUAUUGAUGAUUACUCUGGAGAUAGAUUUGUGAGUCAUGGAAAGAAAACUUUUGAUAUGGACGAGCUAAAAUUGGAUCAACAUUUUUUAACUAUCAGUUCAGAUGAUUCUAAUCUUGACAAACUUUACCUUUACAGCCUUAAUAAAGAAUGUAUAGAGUGUCCAUAUCUCUUUGUUGAUAAAUCAGUGGUAAAUAUCUUUGAUACCAAUCAAAUGCACCGAUUAGCCACAGAAUACAAAGAGUAUUUUCCUCAGAAUCAAAAAAAUUCUGUAAUUUGCGAUCUUGAUUCUAAUUUCGAACAAUUUGGUAUCUACAAUGUUAGAGUGAGCAACUCUAGUUUGUGUUCUGUUGAAGUAUUAAAACAACCUGUUAACGUUUAUACACCUAUACUUACUGUCUUUAUGCUUCAUUUGCUUGUAUUUGGGACAAUAUAUUUUCUGUUGAUGUUGUGGCAGAAAUGGAAAAAGCAAGAACCUAAUCCUGAUGCUUUAAAGAAAGAAAGAGUUAUGUCUAUAGACACUUUUAGAGGCAUUAGCAUUGUCAUAAUGAUUUUCGCAAAUUUUGGAAACGGAGGCUACAAAUUCGUCCAUCAUGCCAUCUGGAACGGUUUGCAUGUAGCCGAUUUAGUUUUUCCAUGGUUUAUGUGGAUCAUGGGAGCUUGUAUACCGAUUUCUUUAAUUUCUAGUUUUAAGAGGAACGUUUCGAACAAAGAUUUAAUUUGGAACGUCUUCAAGAGGUCCAUUAAAUUGUUUUUGCUGGGCAUUUUCCUUAAUUCUGGAUCUGAUGUUUAUUACAUAAGAAUCUUCGGAGUUCUUCAAAGGUUUGGGUUGUGUUAUUUUGUCGUUACAGUUUUGUGCAUAUUCACUAUGAAUAGAGAUUUGAGUUUGCAGCAUGGACAUUUUAUUUUGAAACACUUAGGAGAUCUGUUGAAAGUUUGGAAAGCUUGGAUUGUAGCUUCAAUUUUAUUGGCAAUACAUACAACCCUUAUUUUCACUGUGGCUGCUCCUGGUUGUCCGAGUGGUUACAUGGGCCCAGGAGGCCUUCACAAAAACCGCUCAUACGAAUCCUGUAUUGGAGGAGCUACAGGCUACAUUGACAGGCUGAUUUUGGGCAACCACGUCUACCAAAACCCUACCAUUUACCAAGUGUUUGAAGCUAAACCAUUUGAUCCCGAAGGUAUAGUUGGCUGUUUGACUACAAUUUUCCAAAUAAUGUUAGGAGUCCAAGCUGGUAUUACUUUACUGGUUUUCAAAUCGCAUUCUCAACGUAUGAUCAGAUGGCUAGUUUGGUCAUUGGUUUUAGGCCUUUGUGGUGGUUUAUUAUGCGGUUUUUCCAAAGAAGGCGGUUUGAUUCCUGUUAAUAAGAACUUGUGGUCAUUGUCGUUUGUUUGUGUAACCAGUUCUUUGGCCUUUUUCCUGUUAACAGUUUGCUAUUUCCUUGUGGAUGUUAAAAAAUGGUGGACAGGAAAACCGCUGCUUUUUGCUGGAAUGAACGCGAUAAUUUUAUAUAUUGGCCAUGAAAUGACUGAUAACCAUUUCCCUGUGAGAUGGUACUAUUCACAAGACAUAAACGAUAAUGGUAGAAGGACUCACUUUUUGGCCUUACUCUCUGAUACAUGGGCCGCAGAUUUUUGGGUAAUUGUCAGCUACUAUUUAUAUAAAAUCAAAUACUUUUUUACUGUUUAAUAAAAAAGACAAUUUUUACAGUUACACUUUUAUUUUAUUUUUUUACAAAUUGCAUGCAGACAUCUACAAAAUCACAAUAAUAUCCCUAUUAUAGAGAUAAAUAAAAUGCUAGCGCACUUAUACCAAGAUAAAUAGUUACUAUAUUUACAUUCCUAACUUGUAAAAUCACGCCUUUGCUGUUGCUUCUGGCUUAUAAUAUCUUGUGGUUUUUCAAUAUGAAACGGUUGCAUAUCCUCUUUCUAAAAAUCUCAAGUCACUCCAAAGUUGAAAAGCUGAAACACUUACAAAUUGAAUGUGAGAAGGACAAAUCCUGGGACUUAGUCCGUUAGUAGGUGGAACACUUGUUGGCGGUUGUGGAGGAUGAGGUGGAAUAUCCAAAGG
This is a messenger RNA of Ceutorhynchus assimilis (cabbage seed weevil), 5001 nucleotides long. Lineage: Eukaryota; Metazoa; Arthropoda; Insecta; Coleoptera; Curculionidae. The record is from the annotation of a GenBank genome assembly.